UAAUUCUGCAGUUGAAUACGAUCAAUCAACGACACAUGGCGAUUUUCGAAAAUAUUACUGAAUUAUGUCGAGCGAGCUGGCAUCGUUUGUCAGCUUAUUAACAGACUUGGAGCAGAUGUCAUCAAGUCAGAUCGGGUCGUUGAAUAUAUCUCAAUGGUAUUGUUAACCCACACUGUCAAGUCCUCAAGCUACAACAUGGGUAAGAAGAAUCGACUGAAAUCUCACCGAGAAUCAGUGGUUAAUGGCUCUGAAUCUUCAGAAGAAAGUUUCGUAGGACAAGGUUGUCCUCACGUAAACAAGGCUGUGAAUUUUGCAGCUAUGAAGAAAUCAUUGCUGAAGGAAAAAUUUGGAAUUUGCAAAGACUGUCCCAAGAAGACUGAGAAUAAGAAAAUUUCCGACACUCCACUGGCUGUAAACGGAGAUGAUUAUGAAGGAACAUUGUGGGUUUGUCUUCUAUGUGGAAACCAGGGCUGUGAUCGAAACUCCACCAGUAAACAUGCUUUGAAACAUUACGAAAAUUCUCAUUCAUGUCACUUCAUUGUCAUUAACACAACAUCGUGGACUGCAUGGUGUUACGUAUGUGAUGAUGAAGUACCUGUAGAAAAAAAUAAAAAAAUUAUGGAGUGUUUAGAUUUUCUGAAGAAAGAAGCUGGUAUUUCUAAUUUAGAUUCUGUUCAGAAAGAUUCUUCGUUGCAGUCACUCAAUGAUAGCAAACGGAACAAGACCAAAACAGCUUCAAAGUUAACAAACAGUGCAUUGAAUGUACGAAUCAAGGGUAUCAGUAACCUGGGCAACACAUGUUUUUUAAAUGCUGUGCUUCAGGUAAGAAAUUUUUUUUCUGGUGUAGCAAUUUUUGCUGCAUUCAAUGUAACUAGGCAUGCUGGCAUGGACCUUUUCCCCAGUAGGUCAAAGUUAGGCAAGCUGAAAAGUGUUUGUGUCCCCUGGAAAACUUCACAAUCUUCUGGAGUAAUUAGUAAAAGCAUCGUACAUGCUCCCAAGUUAUCUUCCCUUGCAAGUGGAAGCUUUUUGAAUUACAUGCAGGCUAGAAUCAGCUCCCUUGUAUGGCGGAUGUUUACAAAAGAACGAAGAAGUUUCAGAGCAGAGAUUACAUCAGGAAUCCCUGCAAACGGCCCCAAAAACCAGCCUCCUAUUGACAUUGUCAUCACAGAUGCUGGGCCACUCACGCGGUCGCUCCUUAAAUUCUUACACGAUAUGUCAAAUUCUUCUUCAAACAAUUCUGUCAUCCAUCCCGACAUCCUUUUUGGCCAGAUUUGUAAAAAAGCUCCACGUUUCAAAGGCUUCCAACAACAAGACAGCCAUGAGUUGCUUCAUACUCUUUUAGAUGUUAUGAGAACUGAAGAAAUAGAGUAUUGCCGUCAAGCAAAGUACACCUUUAUUGAUCGUCUGUUUGGAGGCCAUCUAAUCAGCACUGUCUCAUGUGGGGUCUGCCAACAUAUGUCUCAGAUAUUUGAACCAUUUCUGGAUCUUUCUCUGCCUGUGAUUGAAGAAAAGCCUCUUCGACCAAACCUGUCAGUUGGAACUAAGAAGAAGGAUUCUGCAAAUGGUUAUUCUUAUGAAACGGCACCAGUAGUGGAAAAUGUUGCCAAGCCUAUGAGUAAAUAUGCUGAACGCAAGUUGAAGAGACAGACCAAAAAGGAAAAGCGUAAGAUGAAUAAAGCUCGGAACCAAUUGAGUCAGUUGUCAGUCGAAGAGAAGACCGAAGCUGAGGAGAAUGAGAGCAAAUGUGAGCAAGAGAAGGCCAAUAACGAAGAGGAAGAGAAUGGAGAAGAUGAGGAAGAAGAUGAGGAGGAAGUUGAGAAUGAGAAAGAAUCCCAAGAGAAAGCAGAAGAGACGAGGAGUAAUUGUAAAGAAGAUACUUCUGAUGCAGAUAUUGAAGAUAAUAUAGACAAUGAAGGCAACCGUCUUCAAAAUAAGGAGAACCGAAGUAUAUCAAAGAGUAAAUUAAAUGAAAGUUCUAGCUCUUUAAAGAAAGAUUCAGAGAAGGAUGAAGAAUCUACCUUAAAAGAAUCUAAUAGUACAAACCAUGUAGAAAAUUCUUCUGUGGAUUCUUUGCAACAUCCACUAGAAACUAUAGACCAAAAUGCUACAUAUUGUACAGAAACAGAAAAUAUAGAGAACAAAAUUAGUUAUGAAACAAAUAGGUUGGCCUCUUUAGAAUUGAAUGGAAAUGUAAUAUCUCGGGGUAGCCUGGACAAAGAUUCUAGUUUGAAUGACAUGGAAGAGGAUAGCAACAAAAUGGCUUCAUUUGACACUUUCUCUUCUAUGGAAAUAGCAAAUAAUACAGAUAGUUCCAUCAAGCCAUCUUUCUCCGAUGAGUUGGAGAAAGGAGCUAUUGAAGCUUCGGAAUCAGUGUCCAAAUGCUUCAGUACUGAAACGUUACCGGAGGCGCCAGCCAAAAUGGUAUCCAUUCAUGAAGAAAUACAGUGCGAAGGGGAGAACAACUCGCAUGGUUUAGGCCAUACUCUUAGUUCUGUGGCGACAAAAUCGUCGAUGUGUGUUGCUCAGAUGUUAUCAAACUGUAGCCAGGGCCCUCCACUCGCCCAUCCAGAAGAAGGUGACCUCGACGAUAUUGAUGACAAAGAAUAUGUCAACAUGAGCUCAAUCAAACGCCAGGCGCAAGCCAAGUCUAUGUCUACUCUAACACCUCGAUCUCGUUUAACAACCCGCAAGUGCUCCAUCUUGUCGUCUUUACACCAGUUCACAUCGGCAGAACUUCUAACGGGCAAUAACAAAGUACGGUGUAAAAACUGUAGCCAGAGGAAAGAGAAACAUUCUUCAAGUAACAAAAAGGAAGCUAUUUAUACAAAUGCCAGUAAGCAGUUCCUUAUAUUUAGACCACCAGCCAUUCUGACACUUCACCUGAAGAGAUUUGAACAGAUUGGUUUCAGUACCCGCAAGGUUAACCGUCAUGUAGAGUUCCCAUUUCUCCUGGAUAUUGCACCAUUCUGCAGUUCAUUGAGUCAGUAUGUGAAGGCAGGUCAGAAGAAAGUGCUGUACUCUCUGUAUGGCAUUGUCGAACACAGUGGCCGGUUAUCAGGAGGUCAUUACACUGCCUACAUUAAAGUCUGUAAGAACAACCUGAACAAAGCAAAUAACUUUGUGGCCCAGAAGAGGUUGAAUCCUAAGGAAUACAUUAUGCAGUACAGAGAGUCACUGUUGAAAGGUGACAGCAACAUCUCUGCUGAGACCGAAGAAGAAGAGGUCGAUCCCGAGAGUUUGGUACCAACUGGGAAAUGGUACCACAUUAGUGAUACCCUUGUUCGAGAGGUGCCAGAAUCACUUGUGGAGAAAGCACAAGCAUACCUCCUUUUCUAUGAAAGGAUUUAUUGACAAUUUUUGCCCGGUUUUCUAAUUUUUUUUUCUAUUAGGAAAAUAAUUAAAAGUAAACAAAAAAAAAAUCUGUUUUUUAUCUUUUUUUUUUUCAAACAAAACUCAUGUGUGUUUGUUUGUGUGUGACAGUGUAUAUGUGUGUGAGGGUUUGUAUGUGUGUGAGGGUGUGUAUGUGUGUAUGUGAAAGAGAGAGAAUGUGAAUAUUACUUGCCAGUAUAUUUGUAAAUACAAACAUUUCCCAAGUCUCUGUCAAAAGAGGCUGUCUCUUCUUUCCCUGUCAAAAACUAAACAAAUGUUAAGGUUAAUUGUACAAAACUUUACAAAAACGAAAACAAAAAAAGGGAAAGAAAAUGAAUAAAUUUGUUACAACCAUUGUUUAUUCCAGAAACUGGAAUUUAUAUAAUUAGUUAUAUAUAUAGAUUUAUAUACAUGCCAUCUGUUUUUUUUUUUUUUUUUCCAUGCCUUUAGUUUGAACCCCUUCAAUUCAUUACUCUGCUCCCAUACUGCGCGCACGCACACACACACACACACACUCUCUCUCUCUCUUCCUAUGCACCACAGUACUGACCCCUCACACCUCAUACCUAAAAAUAAUUUCAGUUAGUGUCUUAUCUUUUGGCAUACACAUUUUUCAGAUCUUCAAAAUUUUUCACAAUAAUGAAUGAUGAUUGAUACCACUAAUACUAAUAUUAAUACUACUACUACUACUAAUAAUAAUAAUGAUGAACAUCAAUGGUGACUAAAGGUUUAAAUAUUUUUUCUACUUCAUUUUAAAGAGAUGACAAACUUACUUCUAUAUCUCAAAUCAUUUGAGGAUUAUAAAACAAAAAUUGAAUGGAAGGUGUUAAUUUAAGAGAUUUCAUCAUUAGUAAAAUAACUUGGUUAUUGGAAAUAUUGAAAAGAUUUUGUUUUUUUAAAAUGAUUAAAUUCUUUAACCCUUUGGCUGUCCAAAAUGUAUUCAUAAGUUUGUCUUAAACACCUGAACUUAUCUCCAAACUUUUAGUUCAUCUUGUUUCAUAUGUCCUGAGUAACAUAAAGCUUUUCUUUCAUAAAUCCCAAGUUGUUCUGGUGAUUAAAAAAAAUUGGGAAUGUUUAUCAGAUAUGAUUCAUGCAGGCCAAGGAAAUAUGUCUUGUGUAUCACAUAGGAUACACAAGACAGGCAAAGAAUUAACUUUUAUAUGUGAUUUAAGAUCCUUUUUAGUGUGUUUGUGGAGGUAGAGGUGUGUUCGAGACAGUUUGUACAUUUUUUUUUUUUCGUUUAGUUUGGGGUGGGCAUGGAAGUACCAAUAUAAUAUUUGAUAUUUCUGGUUGGGACCUGCUGACGUUUUUUUUUUAAAACCCUCUGGCAUUUUCUUAAAUUUCCGACCAAACAAGACUGUUUAUCACCUCUACCUCACUCCCUUUUAAUAAACUUUCCCCUCUCCCUGCAAACUAAACUCCUCCCUCCUAGUCAUCCCAUCCCCCAAUGAACUCCCUCCAUUCAACCACAUUGACCUCACCAAUCAGGGAUAGACACUGUUCUCCCCUCCCCCUUUUCAAAUUAAUUACUUUUCCAUCUGAUCUCUGACAGUUGUACUUUCAUGUACUAACAAUGUCUUGUGUCACAAUGUGCCAUUGUGACACAAUAAAGGUUGUUGUUUUAGGUCCCCCAGGUUAGCUCUGAUUGAGCAAACAUUAAAAGGUGUUCCACUUGUGACCAUCCUGUCUUUCCACAGGUGUAGUGAGUCCCAACCUACAUUGCCAAAAUUUAAAAAAUUUAAGACUGAAGGUUGAGAUUUGGUUGCUAUUUCAAGCAGGUUAAGGAAUCACUUAUAAACUACCCCCACCCUUGUAUUAUAAGAAACAAGCCAACCUGUUAUAACCCAUCUCCCUACACCUGUCCCCCACCCCCACAUGCUCACGGCAGGAAUUGAGUUGUUUAACAUUUAGACUAAAAUGUCCCCUCAUGGGGCCCUAGUGUUUGUAUGAUUCGUUGUUGUUGUUUAUCCCAUAUGACCCUUAUGGGCAUCUUUUGAGAUUUUUCACUCAUUAGGGAUGUGCUCUUAUGGAGACUUGGACAUGGACAUACACAAGUUGCAUAUCCAACAGCAUUAAAGAAAGUCUUUCUUCAACCAGUUCUAGACAGAACUAGGAUAUUACCCUACUGCUUCCCUAAAUCCUAAUGUGGGAUCAUGUUAGGAGACCUCUUAAUUCAAGGUUAUCUUGGAUUCUGUUAUCCAAGGCAUAAUUCCAGGUUCAGUUCCACUGUGUGGCACCUUGGGCAAAUGUCUCCGAAUACAGCCUCAGGCCAACCAAACCCUUGUGAGGGGAUUCGGUAGACAGAAACUGAAAGAAGCCUGUUAUGUAUAUAUCUGUGUGUAUGUGUGUCUUUAUAUCUGUUUGUCCCCUACUACUGCUUGACAACCGGUAUUG
Molecule: messenger RNA, 5763 nt
Organism: Octopus bimaculoides (California two-spot octopus)
Lineage: Eukaryota; Metazoa; Mollusca; Cephalopoda; Octopoda; Octopodidae
Product: ubiquitin carboxyl-terminal hydrolase 45
Biological process (GO): protein deubiquitination
Molecular function (GO): cysteine-type deubiquitinase activity; zinc ion binding
Source: RefSeq, a predicted model, not a curated record